AUGGGGUGGGGACUGCCUUCCAGAAGCAAAAAAUGUUCGAGUGCAGAAUCAAGAAUGGACAUCAGGGACCUACUCAAGAUGAAGCUCGAAACAAUUAAGGAAAUACCAGAAAUAACAGAGAAAAAUGGAGUUCUCACGAAGCAUAGGAGCGUGUUGAAGAAAGUAAAGAAGAUUCAUUUGAAGGUGAAGAUGGGACAGCUUUUUACAUCUCAAUUGAUCCUUAAAGAAUCUUAUGUGUUAUUCAUGAAAGGGUUAUCCUCCAAAGGUGGCUUGAGUGGACUUCCUCGAUAUGAAUGUCGAUUCAAAAGCUGA
This is a messenger RNA of Fraxinus pennsylvanica, 312 nucleotides long. NCBI's taxonomy places the organism in Eukaryota, Viridiplantae, Streptophyta, Magnoliopsida, Lamiales, Oleaceae. The record is from the annotation of a GenBank genome assembly.